Molecule: messenger RNA, 1073 nt
Organism: Ostrinia furnacalis (Asian corn borer)
Lineage: Eukaryota; Metazoa; Arthropoda; Insecta; Lepidoptera; Crambidae
Product: transcription initiation protein SPT3 homolog
Exons: 1
Coding region: 107-1039 (310 amino acids)
Biological process (GO): transcription by RNA polymerase II
Molecular function (GO): protein heterodimerization activity; transcription coactivator activity
Source: RefSeq, a predicted model, not a curated record
CUGUCAAAAAGUAGCAAAAAUAUUUGCGUGGGGGAGUAGGUAAUUAUUUAUUUUGUUUGUAGAUAUUAAUUUCCUACAUUUAUCCACUAUCUAAGAUUUAAAUAAAAUGACGUCGUCAUACACCUUUUCAACUGACCUGAAAGGUGAAGUGGUUGUGAACUUCCAGAAAGAAAUUUCCAACAUGAUGCACGGAUUUGGAGACAAUCCCAAUCCGAACGCUGCGACCGUGUUAUUAGUUGAAAACAUAGUUCUUCAGCAGCUCAGAGCUAUGCUUCAAGAGGCCCUGAACUACUCUUUCAUGCGAGGAGGCAAGAACAUAUCGAAUUACGACCUAAUCUACUUGGUCCGUAAGAAUACUUUGAAGUUAAAAAGGUUACACGAUUACCAAAUAAAGUUGGAUAAAAUUGAUAAAAAUCGGGCUGCUGCAGAUCCUGGAAUUAGUAACUUAAUAUUGGAUGAAGCCAAAGACUCAAAGAAAAGGAGGACACAUAUUGACGUUAUAAAGGAGUUGGAUGAGGCAGAUGAAGUGGAGGAGAUUAAAUUUGAUGCAAUUGAUUAUUUGCGGAAGGUCCGGGCAGAUAAGAUCACAGAGUCAAUGAGCUUUGAGAAAUAUGAGGCGUACCACAAAGCGAGGUGUAAAUCCUUCCGUUCCAACCACGUGAGUAAAAGUUUCAACAAAUUGGAAGUGUGGGUGAAUCCUACGAGGGAGUUAAAAAUAUCAAUCCCAGCAUUAGAGGUGCUGAGUUUCUUGGCAUAUGAGACUGUUGCCGAGAUUGUCGAUGGAGUAUUUUUUAUUCGUCAAGACGCUAAGAAGAAGAGCGGUGACCCUUUUAGUAAAUUCGAGGGGGGAUAUUUCUGCAACCCUGUAAGCUUAAACAAUGCUGUUUAUAUUAAAUCCGGGUACGAAGGAGUCCCAGCGAUCACCGUAGCAGAAGUAAGAGAAGUCCUAAGAAGAUAUUUUUCACCGGGCCUGGGAAUGAAUGGUUUAUUUUCUAGGAAUAUACAUAAUGAAUUGCCCCAAAGAUAUAUUGCAAUCUAAAUGUAUCAUUUGAAAAUAAAGUUGAUUAGAUUUA